Phalacrocorax carbo (great cormorant) is the source of this 17686-nucleotide messenger RNA. NCBI's taxonomy places the organism in Eukaryota, Metazoa, Chordata, Aves, Suliformes, Phalacrocoracidae. The record is from RefSeq and is a predicted model, not a curated record.
UGGCGGAGGGGGCGCGUCCCGGCGGCGGGCGGGGGAGCGAUGAGCGCCGUCGCCUCACGGGCGGGAAUUUUCUUCCGGGGUGCGGCCCGCUCGGGGGGGUUUCGCUUCCGGGACGGUGCUGCGGGGCCCUUCCCACCCCCGCCAGGGGAAGGGGGCAAAAAGUUUUCAGACCUUCUUACUACAUCAGAAGAAAAAAGGAAAACAACAAGAUACCACCCCUCUUUCCUCCCCUUUGCAUGUUACUCGUAACAUUACAGUAGGUUUGUGCACUGGUAACUGGGACAGCCAUGGAGAAGAGUGGGAACAUUCAGCUGGAGAUUCCUGACUUCAGUAACUCUGUCCUGAGCCACCUGAAUCAGUUACGCAUGCAGGGUCGCCUGUGUGACAUCGUGGUCAACGUGCAGGGGCAAGCUUUCCGCGCUCACAAAGUGGUGCUGGCUGCCAGCUCGCCCUACUUCCGUGACCACAUGUCCUUGAAUGAAAUGAGCACCGUUUCCAUUUCUGUCAUCAAGAACCCUUCUGUUUUCGAGCAGCUCCUUUCCUUUUGCUACACCGGUAGGAUAUGUCUGCAGCUGGCUGACAUCAUCAGUUACCUAACGGCCGCCAGUUUCUUGCAGAUGCAGCACAUCAUAGACAAAUGCACACAGAUCCUUGAGGGAAUUCAUUUCAAAAUUAAUGUGGCAGAGGUGGAAGCGGAAUUGAGCCAGACCAGGACAAAGCAUCAGGAGAGACCACCAGAGUCCCACCGGGUGACACCAAAUCUAAACCAUUCUCUGAGCCCGCGUUACAACACCCCAAAGGGGAGUCGUCUGGGCCAGGUUAGCACAGUGCUGGACAUUCGGGAGCUCAGCCCACCUGAGGAGUCCACCAGCCCCCAGAUAAUAGAGCAGAGUUCAGACGUGGAAAGCAGGGAGCCCAUACUACGGAUUAACAGAGCGGGACAGUGGUACGUUGAGACGGGAAUGGGAGACCGCGGGGGACGGAAUGACGACGAUGUCCGGGUGCUGGGAGGAGUACACAUUAAAACAGAGAACCUGGAGGAGUGGCUUGGGGCAGAGCAUCAGCCGUCAGGAGAAGACGGGAGCAGCGCUGAGGAGGUGACUGCUAUGGUGAUCGACACCACAGGCCACGGAUUGAUGGGCCAAGAGGCUUACGCGUUAGGCUCCUCUGGGGCCAAAGUGGUCAGACCAACCAGCAGUGAGAUUGACAGAUUUAGCCCUUCUGGCAGCAUGGUUGCUGUGACUGAGCGGUACAGAUCAAAAAGCGAGUCUCCCAGGCGGAUGGAUGAGCCCAAGCAGCCCAGUUCCCAGGGGGAGGAAUCAGCCAUGCUUGGAGUGAGCGGUUAUGUGGAAUAUCUCCGGGAGCAGGAGGUUUCAGAGCGCUGGUUCCGGUACAAUCCACGGCUUACUUGUAUUUACUGCGCCAAAUCCUUCAACCAGAAAGGCAGCCUGGACCGGCACAUGCGACUCCACAUGGGCAUCACGCCUUUUGUCUGCCGCAUGUGUGGGAAGAAGUACACCCGCAAGGAUCAGCUGGAAUAUCACAUCCGCAAGCACACAGGCAAUAAGCCCUUUCAUUGCCACGUCUGCGGCAAAAGCUUCCCUUUCCAGGCCAUCCUCAACCAGCACUUUCGCAAGAACCACCCUGGCUGUAUGCCUCUGGAGGGGCCUCACAGCAUCUCCCCUGAGACCACCGUCACAUCUCGGGGGCAGGCGGAGGAAGAAUCUCCUCCACAGGAGGAGGCUGUUGCCGUGGGAGAGACGGCACAAGGAUCUGUGUCCACAACUGGGCCAGAUUGAAACAUGGCUGCAGAGUCUGGGGAGAAAGGACCGUCUUCCCAUUUUUGGCUCUGAAGACUCAGCACCAACCUGGCAGGCUGGUACUGUAAUUAGUGCAAUGCCACCACUGGACAGAAAGAAGCUCCCAAGAUGUUGCCAAAAUAGAAAAAUCUUUCUCUCUCUCUCUCUCUCUCUCUCUCUCUCUCUCUCUCUCUUUCUCUCACACCCCCCCACACACAUAGAGUGUCAAAAGUUUUUCUCCCUUAUUCUUCCUCCUCUUGGAGAAAAACAAAACAACUGUGUCAAUCAACUUCUUAUUCAGGGAUCGACAGGAUUUUAAAUUUUUUUACUGUUCCGUAGUGAUCUGGGACGAGCAGUUAUUUGUAUUUCUUGAUAGCGUUUUGGCCCAGCAGCUAGGUCCCACCGGCCGUCAGCCGUGCAGACUCAGUGAGCCUAGCGCGCUGGGCUGCUCUUCGUCACAUCUGCUGGUCCAGCUCAAGGGGGAAGCAGGGGCAAGGUGCCAUUGCCUUCCUUCAUUCCCCAGGUAGUUGCCACGUUAAAGAAAACAAAAAGACUUUCCUGGUGGAACCUGCCUUGCCCAAGUGUAUUUAUCCCUGUCUUAUUUUUGGUGUGUCUCUUUUUACCUUUUUACUUAAACUAUUAUUUUAGGGCUUUUGGCUCGCCCGUUCCAGGCGCGUGGCCUCAAUGCCCCUUGUUGAAAGCGGGCAUGGCUGUAAGGUGGUAUUCUAGAGGUCAGCAAAAUUUGAAGCGCUUCGGCUACUGAAAGUGAAAUUUAGCAGCUGUGAGGUUUGCAUUAGACUCUGAUGCGUUGGGAGAAGGGUUGGAGGGGUCUUUCGGAGGAGGUUGUCCUUUGCUAUUGCUGAUCUGGAGAGUUCGGAGCACUCUGACAUCCUGACCGGUGUGCUGCCAUGCUUCAGGUAUUGCUGAGCGUUAGGAAGAGUUUUUCUGGACUGGCUGAAUUGCGGAGUUAGAGGCUGGCUACCAAAGUCGUCCUUCACCCCUGCUCCCCCCUCGACACACACUUGAUCUUUUAUAACAGCAAUAUGGUAUACUGAAAUACUAUCGUCCCAGCCGAGCAAUUGUGGGUGGUUGCUUUUAAAUGUGUUUCUACAAACUAGUUUGAUAACUUUUUUAUCAAUGAAAUGCAAAAAGAAAAAUAACCCUACUUUACUUCCUCGCAAUGGUUCAGGAAACUUAAAAGUGAAUGGUUCCUAGAGCAAUCACAACUCUGUCCCCUUGCAUGGACUUAAACUUUUGUAUUCUAAGCAGCUCUGAUGUUUAGAGCAAGGUAAACAAACCCGGAGAGACAUGCCUGCGUUGUGUAUUGUAGGUGUUUGCACGUGCUUACGUGUUUCCUAAACAGAAAAGCAUGGGACAGGUAGAUAAGUGCAAAUAUCUUGACAUCUUUUGAAGAAGUCUUUUAAAAAAUAUGCAAUACUUUAAGAGUUUUUUCUGGUUCUGAUGCUGAGUUGUUCAUGAUGGAGGGGGAAAAUGAACGACGGGUUGCACAGAAUGGGUUUGGGAGAGGAUGUUUCAUUGAAGGAGUUCUCUUGAGUAUGUAUAACAUGUACAAUAAGGAAGGAUGAGGUUCUGAUCCUUAAGGCAAUGGGAGGAACAAUGAGACAUUGAAAAGGAAUACAAUUCAUCUUGCUCUGGCAAAGCAAGCCGGGCAAGCUGUUAGAGCCUGGGCUUGGCAGGCAGGAGACUUACCAAGUAAAAAUAAAGCUUGCCCCACAGUCAGACUGCACAAUUUUGGGCACAUGGAAACAUCUCCAGCCCACGCUUUCCCCACCUGCAAAUGGGGACUUGGGAUCAUUUUCCUGCCUCUUUAGAGGGAAGAAUUUGGAGGAGGGUGACAUAUUCUUGCCUUGCUUUAUAUACUUUUCUCUUGUAUAAGUGAGGGGUCUCACUGUUCCUCCCAUGUCUGUCUCAAAAAGCAGACAUAGCUCUAAUGUUUGGGGUUUUUUUUGGGGGGAGGGGAGGGAAGGGCUUGGUGCCAGGAUCACAUGUAACAGGGAUGGGCUCCUAAGAGAGGAACCUCUGCAGGUGUUCUGAGCCAGGCACCCGCAAAGUACAAUUUCAUUGACCAUUUCAAAUAGAAAAACUGAUAUCUCACCCCUGUUUUCCUUCUGUCCCUUCUUCUUCCUCUCCUGUCAAGUGCAUCAUCACACAGUGAAUGAUUUUGUAAAUGGCCACCCAAGGGACCAGCCCCAUUGGGUUUCCAGUCAAAGGUCAAACAGGAUUGUACUGAAACAGUAAGGUUGCCAGAGAGCAGUAGCAGAUGAUGAGAGAUAAGAGGGUGGCUAAGGUAGGUUUCAUUGCAAUCGAGGUGCGGGGAGGAGCGGAGAUGUGCAGAGUAUGCUGCUUUAGUCAUAGCUUUUGAAGUUACCAAAAAUCAAAAAGAAGAAAGUUAGAAACUUUGAAAUCCUAUCCUGUUCACACUAGAGUGCAUCAGAAGUUACUUUUAGUUGCUUAAAAGAUUUUUAAGUGUUUUAAAAUAGAACUUUUAAAAGAAUACUACCAAACUAUAAAAACAUAAAAUUAUUUAUAUACAUAUAUUAUAUAUAAAUAUAGUGGGAAAGUUUCCCUGCUAAGCUUGCUGUGAAGAGAAGGGUGAAGGUGCAGUAACUGCUAUAGAAGCAACAUUUUUCUGAAACAGAUGGCAACCGAUCCAUCAAAACGUAGUGAUGAAGGGCUGAUGUUAAAUGGUGAAUGCCUUUAUCCGUAUGGCAUAGCUGUGAGUUUCUUGAGCAGGUUUUUGUUUUACUGUAUCGAUACUGUGAACGGAGGAGCAUCCUAACAGUCCAGGAUGCCAGCAGCGUGUCCUGUUUUGCUGAUUCACUACUUUCAAUUGGCCUGGUGGAAACCAUGGAACUGGUCCUUCAUAUUGUACUAGGCUAGUUUGAAAACAAAGCUUGUGAAAGGUUUUUAUUUUUUCCUCUUUUUUUUCUUUUUUUUUUUUUGGGUGCAGAGGUUGCCACUGUAUAAACGAUCAUUUCUGAUUGCAUGCGAAAGAGCCAAUAUUCUUGCCCGGGCCUCGCUGAGGUGAAGUUUAUAGCUUGUAGCUAGAGUCAGUAUAAGGUAUGGUAGUGGGAAUCAUUUUAAUAUUAUUUCUGUACAUUUAAUGGAUGUGUAUAUGUAUGUAUGUGUAGGAAUCAUGGUGUCUCUGAUGUUUUCUCGAACAGCGCUGAAGGCAGUUUAGGCCUAUCUGCACUGGAAGAUGGAACCAGUUCAGAGGAAUUGUUUAUUAAACUUUUCUUUCAGUGGUUGACUUCCUCAGUGCACAUAAGGCCAAGGUUCAAGAAAAAAAGGGGUUGGAGGUCAUGUACGGUAUGGAAAAACCUCAUGUGAAUUUUCCGGCAGUGGUGUAGCUACUUGGAGCUGCUUUCGGUAACAGAAUGAUGCCAUCUUUCCUUGCUUCUCUGUUGGCAAACCACGUAGCUCUUUACGGUUGCACCGAAGCUGUGGGGAAUGAGAUGCCAUCUUCCCAGUGCGAAUGCUUCUGUGACAGGUUGACGCAUGGCUUUGCAUUUCCACGGCUAGCUGCAGCUUUUUCCCCUCUGCCAAAACUGUGAUUUCAACUGUGAUUUAAGGAGGAUGUGAAGAGAACUCUGUCAUAUUUUAAUACCUCUGUACGUAACAUUUCUGUCUGCUUCAGAGUUAGGGCUUACUAACCCAUUUGUUUGCUUGCCUCAGGCAACAGGGGGAACACAACCUAUUUCUGCAGUUUUCUUUCUCGGAGGGGGAACACAGUUCUUUGCUGCGGCAGAGAAACCUGCCAAAUGUGAAGUGUUGCGGUUAUCUCCUUGAGCCUGCAGAAAGCCCCGGUGCCAAGUCACAGCAAAGUGACGUGACGGUUGCUGUGGCUGUUCCCUGCUCUGCCAGGUUCCUCUGAAUAGCUGUGAAAAUAACAAGAAUUGUGUUAAUACUGUGCUGCUGCUUUGGGGAAAAGCUAAACCUCUUCCUCUUGGGAGGAUGACCGAUGUGAAACUGGGAAAGGGAAAAAGCAGAAGGUCUUUUUGCUCUCUUGCAGUGGGAGCAUGUGAAAGCAAACCGUGCUUCUUAUUUCCAGCAGCGAGGUAGAGAGGGAUGAAUGAGGAGGCUUUAUGAAAUGUGAUUUUAUAAUGGGAGGCUGAGAACACACUCAGAGCCGCUUAAUAAGAUCCAGGGAUAUCAGCCUGGUAAGAGUCAGAGCAGCUGAUGCAGAUGGGCAAUCCCUCUCUUGUCCUCCCAGCAUUGUCUAGCCAUCAGGUUCAGUCCUUUGGCUUGCUUACGUCUUCUCUACGAAUAUUUUCAAGCUGUGAUCUGUGUAAUUUAACUUUCAGAAGUUUGAGUGGCUGAAAGGCAGGAAGAAAAGAAAGUGUGCUGUGUCUCUGCUGCUGUUUUAAAUCCAGCUGAGGUCGGUAGUGGCUGACUGUUCCCAUCUGACAGCUCUUCAGAGCUGGAAUUGCGUUAGGAACAAGCUGCGGUCUUGCUGAAAAGCGUAGCGGGGCAGGUUUGGUGGGGAGGGCGUGGAGCCAGAAUUUCAGCCCUCUGAGAGAUCAAGGUUGAAAUAAAUUGAUAGGACAGAUCUCCCUGCUUGACCUGCCCUUGUUUUGUGACAGCUAGGUGACUUUGGUUUCCAGGGCAGACCAUCCCAUGCUUCUGCGCAGUAGUAAUUUUACUUAAAAAGUGUGACGUCCAGUUCAGUAAAUGAGUCUAAGCAGUCUGGUCUCCGAGCAGAGUCCUUCUGCUGCCUUUGGGUGAUUCAACCCUAACGAUGCAUUUGCAAGAGCAGAGUUGUAGCUUUUAUUUGCUGCUGACUUCAUCUGUCCUGCAGAACCCAAAGUAUAAAUAGAAAGACAGCUGAAAAGGUGCAGGAUUUUUGGGUGGAAGGUAGCUUAUGAAAUAGACUGAGUCAUGAAUCUUUAAAACAAAGAAAAAUUAGCACCCCUUAACUUAAAUAUUUAAACUUUAUAAAAUUCUCCUCUUCAAUCUAUGACAUGCCUGACCGUUUAGCCAUACCAGCAUCCAAGUGUUUCUGAAUAGUUGGCACCACAUGCUGUUCUUGCUCUACUGGAAAUAUUUUGGGGAUGGGAGAAGUCAAGGAGCUGUGGUUUGGGAAACUUCUGAUUUUUAUCAAGUUUUGGGCUCUUGAGUUUCCUCUGGGAGCCGAGCCCAUAGCCAGGACUGGAGUCAGAAAGUCUGGGGUCUUUUCAUGGAGCUGCUGCUGCCCGUCGGCAUAGCCUCGUCUGGCAAUAACGAUAUCCUCAGAGAUGAGCAUUACUCCUGUCAUGAGGUGAGAUCCACACACAGAGCUUACACGUCUUCAGUGGAAGGUCCUAAAGAGGAGCUAAGUAUCGUUAUUUUAAUCAGUCAUUCAAAGGGUAUUUUAAUAUAAAAUACAUACAUAUAUAUGUAUGUACAUUUAUAUAUAUAUAUUUGUAACCAAAUAAAAGCUAGAACUAUGCAAACACUACUGGGCUGCUUGAAACUAAUGUCUACCAGAAUAUUUUGGAAUAGAGUAGAUUUGGAGUAGAUCUGUAGGGUUUUUUGUUUUUAAAUGAAAUGCAGCAGACCAAAGUUUUGCUGCAGUUAGUCUUCCUAGAAACUUAGGUUAUUCCUAAUCUGGAACCCACUCAAGUGGGUUAUAAAAUUAUCUGAAGAGUCCUACCAUCUCUAAAAUAUUUCCAUGUGCUGAAAGGCUUUCUUGUGCAAAACACAGGAAAACACAGAGGCUGGGACUAGGAGAGAUUGAGUGUGAUGUUUGGGAUAAUAUUUAGAAGAUAAGUAGAAUCAAGGAAGGACUGGGAGCAUUUUCUUUUGGAAGUAGGAUUGAGUUGGCUUCAAGGAAUCUUCCUACUUGUUAAAAUGUCCAUUCUGGAGACGGAGGCAGUGAUCGAAGCAUCACUGGGCUGAAUUCUGGUCUCGGUGGAGGUAUCAGAAAUCUUCCUGCUGAAACUGAUGGUACCAGGGUUUAGGCUGCUGGGAUAAACUUCUUGUGGUUUCUGCCGUUUCUUUGUGUCAGAUCCUAUCUUUGCUUUUAGGAUUAUCAGAAAUAUAUCCAACUGUAACCUUCAGUGACCUUUGACUUUUUAUUCCCGGGGACUGUAGAAAAUUCAGGUUUCCUAUAACGUUAUCCUCAUCCCAACUGUGAACAAAUUACUACUGCUUCUUAUAAUUUAUUUUCUUUCUGUUCCUGAACGUCUGUGUGAUCCAGCCGUUCACCAGUGCCACCUUCCAGUGCUUCAUUAGCUUUUAUGCACAGGGAAUUGUUGCAAUGGAUAAGUUGACCAUGCUAGUUGGAAGAGUAGAAGCCUUUGGAGAUGACUUUUGCUUCCUCUAGCUGUCGUUAGGGAAUGCACACACACAUACUUGUAUAUACAUAUAUAUGUAUACAUAUAUAAAGUGUUUCAAUAUAAACUCAUUUAGCAUUAUUCUUAUUUAAUUUAUAUUUUAAUCCAGUUGUAAACCAAAGUAUUACAGCUUGUGAAAUGAUGUGUCUCGGAAAUGGGAGGAACCUUUUUAGAUGGGAGCUCUGAAAGAUCUUUGCUGACAAAAAUGUGGAUAUGAACAAGACUUAAGAGCUUUUGCUGGUGAAUCCUAGAGAUUCACAGCCUUGGAAGGAUUUAAGAUUUACUUGCUGGGUAAAGUCCAAUGGGGGAAGCAGUAUGGGUUACCAUUUUAUGACACUGGCGGGAUUUUUCCUUAUCCAGUAUAAUUUGGUAUUGGAGGAGUUGUUACAAGAGCAGUACAGCAGGGUAUCUGUUGGAGAUGAGGCACGUAGCUAAAACUAAGAGGGCAAUGUCAGGUAGUGCUGUUUGCUUCUGCUGUCUUCUGUUGACAGAUCUGGAUUGAGGUGUGUUGGGUUCAGCUCUGGGCAUCUCAGUACUGCCUUGCCAAACGAUGCUGCAGGGAGCUGGUCAGUUGAUGGUUUGAAUGAGCACUUUAAAAGCAUCACUCAGCAGCAUUUCUGCUGCUGGAAUUUUCCAGCAGAAUCACUUGGAGUCUCUGCCACCCUGCUGGUCACAAAACCUGGGGCUUCUGCCCUGCCUUUUGAAUUGGGAUCCUUUAAGGAAGCAUGAGGACUUGCCUACUAGAAUGCCUUGAGGAAAUCUUCUGCAAGGGAAAAUGAGGUGUGAAUUUAGGCAUGGAUUUGCUGUACAUGCUGUAAUGUAGAUCUAAAGUGAUCCUGUAUGGUCCUCUGCCUGACCCCUUCCUUAUAAACGCAGGGUUUGGAUGGAUUUGUGUAAACACAUGUAGAAAAGACGGACAGGCUGCCUCACUGCUGGCACUGCUUCUGCCUGCAUCCCCUUGGGCUUGCCAUUUCUUGCUGUGGCAUCUGAGAAGGGUUGGAGCUGAGAGGUGUUUGCUGAGACAGAGUACAGCUGCCACUGGACCAGGUGCUCCUGGGCUUUGGCUCAUCUGUGCUGUCAAAGUGAUUAAAGCAACCCACAAGAAGGGUUUCAGAGCCUUCUGAAGGCUUGGAAAUUGCAAUGUUUUUCAUGGUACUUAAUGGUUUUGUAGGAAAACAAGUAUGUUCUAGCGAGCCUAGAAAUGAAAGACAGCAAAUCAGCCUGUAGUCUGGCACAGCUGGGAGCUGGAGAGAGAGAAGGCCACAAAGACAACCGCUAAUGUAUUUAGUAUCUAAUUUACAGUUUUAGAAAACAGGCCUUUGCUAUUUACUGAUGUCUAGGGGUGGGUUGGUUUAUUUUUAAGUAAAUUCUCUGGAGGUACACAUUCUGCUGUACCCAAUGGAAAGAAAUAAAUGUGUUCAAAGAUAAAAUCUUGCCGAUUCUUCUGUGCCGGGGAGUAGUUGCCUUUCCAAGGAAUUAGCAAGCUCUAUGAGCAAACUCUCCUCUAACAAUCUCCCACAGGCUUCGCAGUGGCUGUGGUCCUCUUGCUCUUCUGCUCAGCCUGGAUUCUAGAGUUUCUUUUUAUAGAGGGUUUCCCUGCAUCCCUUAUAUUGAGCAGGGUGAUGGUCCACCUACCUUUGUUGAUUAAGUUCAUUGAAUAAUUCCCAGCAGGAUUAGUGUGUACUCACAGCUCAUGGCAUAUCAAGCACUCUGUCAGCUACACACAGUACGAUUCUAGAUCUGGCAAAUAUAAAAAGACUGUAAGCUAAUCUAUUUCUAAUUGUAGUCACCAGGUAUUGCGGGUUGAGUACAAGAGCCCUUCUGUGCCAGCGUGUAGGAACAUCAUCCAUCACAUCAAAUUUGUUUUGAUUGAGGCAUCCUGUAAGCAACCUCAGUGUGAAGGUGCUUCUCAGUGCAGCUGUCAGGAGAAACUGGUCUGAUACCAGCAGCAGAUCCUGUCUGGCUGCUGUGUCAAAUAGCAGUUGCUCUAACGAAGCAGGCAAAGAGAAAGGGAAAGCAGGCUGAGAAGAGAGGUACCUUAGACCAAGCACUGACUGCUAAUUGGGCAGAAAAGAGUUACUUGGUUGAGACAAUGGUCUGUAUGUGGAAUUUAUGUCUUUUUUUGUUCAAAUAACAUACAUUUAUUUAUUUAGUUUUUACAAAAAAAGGUAGCCCUUUCUACUGAAAUUCUCCCAAGUUGAUUAUUAAGUAGCACUAGGUGUCAUCGUGCUGCAUCCAGUGACUCCUCGGUGUUUGGUGGGUUGGUGACGAUACGUAAGCUGGAGGCUUUGGGUGAGGGGGUUGUGAAUGCAUGCUGCUGGCUGUCUUUCCCUCUGAUAAUUCUGGUGGCUUCAGGACACGGACCAAAAGGUAUUCUUUUUGUUUUAAAGCUGCAAUUCUUUUUAUGGAAAUGUUGAAAAAUCUUAGGUCCCUCCCCAGUUAUUUUUAUGUUCUGUUCUGUUGAAUCCUCAUCUGGCAUCGGUUUGUGAUCUAAGAACAAUUUCUGUCACACCCAUGAGUUGGACUUCGUAGGACUUCGCAGAUCACAGAAGGUUUAAAACCUGUGGCUGUAGGAGCUGUAUGUAACGUGGUUUUUAUGCUGCCAUAGAGGUUGGGAGGGAUGAGGAAGGGUCUUUGCAGAGAGCUGGUCUCUGUCACAGUGAGGAUCGGCUCACCAAACACCAGUUGCCGCUUGCAGGGGUCUUCAAGGCUAGAGGUGCAGAUGGGAUUUUCUUCAUAGAUUUUCCUUGUGGUUUCCCAUUGCGUGAGCGCUUCGCUUCCCUGCUUCAGCAGUGAGCAACAGCCUCUACUGCCGUCAGCAUUGAGGCUGUGUCUCGGGACCCUGUGGGGGAACCCUAGGAGGGGAGUUAUGCACCUUCAGAACCAAAAAGUUGAACUUGUCAAAGGCUUUUGUGAAUGAGGAGUUAAACUUGCUUUUGGCAGGGUGGUGGAUUAGGCCUGGGGGUUUUGGCUGUUAACAUGUAUUCAGAUCCUUGUUUUUGCAGGGUGAGAUGGGCCAUUUCAGAAAUCUGGGCAAGGAAAAGUGGUAGCGUUUGAACCCUGUGUUCUCAUUCCAGGUUUCCAAGAACUGCACCAGGUAUGUCGAUGCCAUCGAUGGGGUGGAGGGGGAGCUGUGCAGCAUCGUGUUACAUGGCUGGGAGUGUGUAUGUAUUAGAUUGAGGGGUGCUGGGAGCCCCAUGCUAGAGGUGACCCAGGUGAAUGGGUGCCUUUUGAGUCCGACUGGAUGGUGAGGUGUUCCCAAAAAGCAGUCUGAGCUGUGCCUGUCAAACUUACAGGGUGCUAGUUUUUUGAUGAGCUGGUGAGUAGUGUUCAGAGAGGAGUGGGAAACGUUUUACCAUAAACUCUUUGCACAGUGCUUCUGCAAAGCUGCGGGACUGUGUUGUACCAGCACAGCCCUGCACAAGCACCCCCCGCUCAUCCCCUACUGCUACAUGCAGCAUUGGUAGAGCAGGCCAAGCUGAAACUGUCUCCCUGGAAAAAAGAGGGUGUUUCCCUGCAGAAUGUGGCACAGGAGGGAAGGGAGGGAGAGAAGAAGCUGUGGGAUUUGUGUCCUAGCUGGAGCCCAGGCCUUUUAGCCCUGGGCACAGAGAGCUCAAGACCUAUUGCCUGUCAUGGAGGGAAGGGGCUUAGGUGGGUGUUUUUCUUCUUUGCUAGAGGGAAGCUAUCGUGUCUGCUGGAAAAAAAAAAAAUGCAUGUGGAGUCGGGUAAUUCUUGCUAAGAAAUCAGUUCUGUUACUGGUUAUAUUCCAGCAGCAGAAUAAUUAACAAAGUACUUCUGUUUAUUAAAAAACUUAGUGUUAAUUCUAACGUGGUGAUGGUGACCUGUUUAUACCAUCUAGUGUGUGAUUCACAUCACACCUGUACAAAGCUGUUGUUAUUUCCCCAUCAUAGAAGCGGUGGCAAAUCUCCCUCCAGCUGCAGACUCGUGAGGGUCUGUAAAUGGGAAGAUGCCCCUUCCCCUUUGGCUGAUGAGCAGCGUAAAGGACUCAGCCCACAAAGCGAUUGAAAACAGCAGCACUUCAACUAUGCAGAUAGCUUGCCUAGAUUAGCCAGAGUUUCUUUAGGUAGCCAGAGACACAUGAUUUGGUUCCUCCUAGCCUGAGCCGUUUGUUGUAGCAGGGAGACCUUCUGCAAAACGCAAACAAAAAUAGCGAAGAAAGUAGGUUGGCUUAGCAGGGAGGAGGGAGACACCCGAAGUAAGGAGAGGGCUCACCUGUUUUCAGCGCUGGCUGUGGCUGUUGGCACUGGAAACCAACAGGAGGUGUUGGACAGAGCAGGUGAAACGACAGCAAAGCCUCAUUGGGAUGAAGCGUGCAUGUGUGUCUAGCACAUUGUGGAUGCUGUGGGCAGGGAAAUGCCGGUUGUAGAACCUGCAUGUGUUCAGGAUUACGUGGGAAACCCUGCUGUCUUGGGAGACAGGCGUGCAAAGAUGCCUAUAGCCUGUCCUAAAAUGUUAGAGCUGAGCAGCACCAGUGUUUUCCAUUCUGGAGCCGUGAAUGGAAACAAAGGAAAAUGAGUCAGUCCCUAGUGGAGGUAAAUUUGCUGUGCGGAUUUCAGAAACACCCUUGGAAGGAACUGAAGGGUGGCAAGUGAAGGCAGGAAAGGGGCAGUACCAGAGAGAUUUCAAAGUGCCAUUUUCUGAAUGUUAGGUUUCCUAGCAUGUGUUUCAGCUGUUGAAGGCUGAAGUUCGUUUUCAUUUCAGUACCCUCUCCUUUAACGAUGUCAUUAAUUUAAACUCAGCAGCCAAGGGGAGGGUGCAGAGAAGACAGAGCCAAACUCUCGAGAGAUGCAUGGUGGAAGGAGGAGCAGCGGUAGGCAGAAAUUUAUACAGGGAUAAUCAAGUUAGUUAGGUAUUAUAAGGUAUUUUUUCACCGUGAGUAUAGCCAAACAGUAUUGGAACAGGUUGUCCAGAGAGACUGUGAAAUCUCCAUCCUGGGAGAUACUCCAAACUUGACCGGGCAAGACCCUGCAUGACCUGCUUGAAGCUGGCCCUGCUUUGAGGGGUGAGCGGGGCUGGGACCCCGAGGCCUUCCUCCCACCCUCCCUGAUUCUCAGCUUCUCUGUUGCUCCCCUGGAGUACAAAAUAUUGCCCCACUGCAUAAUGCAAAACAAGGGAUAGAGUUUUAUUCUAGCAGUGCAUCUCCAGGUAGGAUUUUUUUGCAUUUAUCAAUGAUUAAUCCAUGAAAUUGCAUCUUGUCUGCCAUGGUCUACGAAGUCCAGCUGCUCCCCAGGCAUGAGUGCAGCCUCCAGGUUCCUGUUUCCAUUAGACUAUGCCAAGCUGUAUUUUUAUUACUUUAUAUAUAUUUUUUUUUAGUAUUAUGUAAAAAUGGGCAGCUUUAACGGGCUUCCUAGUUCAUAUCAGUUAAGCUUUUGAAACAUAUUCAGGUAUCUUUUAAAUACUGCUGUGUAAGUUCCUUGUUUAAUCUGAUGUAUUCUGAUUUAUUAUUUUACUGCAGUUAUCUAAGGCAGUACUUUUAAAAAAGCAAAAUCAGUGCAUUAUUUUUUUGCAGACUGUCAGCUAUGUUAAGCCUCCAGCUUUACUUAGUUUUUGUAAAUGUACUUAACCCUCUCCCCCCUCAGAUCUAUGGUUAAAUGUGUUCAUUAUUUUUAUAUUGCUGUGGAGAGUAUUUAUUUAAACCUUCCCAUUAUCUUUGCAGGCAGACCCAAUACCAUUGGCUAUGAAACUGUGAAACUAAUUAGAAAUGAAAAAUGAAGCUAGAUUGGUUAGUUUUACUACUGGUUGUAAAACACAGAAAGUAGCAGCACAAAAGAAGAAAAGUACAAUUGAAAUUACUCAGUCUGGGGCGGGGGAAGGAAUCACAAAACUAUGGCUGAGAAACUUCUUGAAAAUUAGUUUUAACCUGAUGAUGUUACUUCACUGGUUCUCCAUUUGAUCAAGUUCAAAGGUUGUGCUUGAGACCAAGAGGUGUGUCUGGGGUCCAUUCGUUCAUUGACGUGUCUAGGGCAUUGGUUUAAUACGGGAGCUUGUGCUCCCAUGAUGCUAUUUUCUUAGAAUUUACAUGUCUAAGGAAACUCUAUGGAUUACUGUGAAGCUUUUAUUUAAUACUUCAUUGCAUGUAAAUUGGUAGCUGAACACAACUCUUGGCUUAACAGAGGCAAGAGCCAGAGGAAGAUUUUGUCGUGGAGGCUAGUAACUGCAGGUUACACUGACAAAAGGUGGACAGUGCAAUUCUCCCAAUGACAGCUUUGGUUUUGGCAAGAGGUGUGAAGCCUCGUCACCCCUGCAGCUGCCCCUUGCCCAUGGGGGUCCACCUCAAGGUGAACUAGUCCCAAGUUUGCUCUGUAAAAACACAGGGAUGGGGUUUUGUUCACACAGCCUGUCAUCAGCGCCUAUGUUUUCAGGCUGAGGGCAAGCUCGGUCUCUGAGGGAGAUUUGGGAUGAUUUGUCGGUUGUGCACGGGUACUUGUCUCAAGUGUUAGAAGGUUUCCAAAGCCAGGGCUAUGCUGUUGGGGGAAGCAGCUGAUCUGGAUCACGGGUGAAUUUGGGAUGGAGAGCAGGAUUUUGUCAUUCCCUUUGCUAAAGACUAAUUCUUUUCGGCUCCCCUGAAGUUCUUGCCUGGGCAGAAAGCUGACACACGACAGCUUCCAGGGCUACGUUGUUGGCACUGGGCAAGCAACUGUGAGAAAUAUUUUGAAGUGAAAAGGUAACAUCGUCAUUCAACUAGCCCAUGUUUCUUUUGUGUUUGUGUAUGUAAAAUUGCUGACAGUUAGGACAGGCCAAGGGGUGCAAGAGUAAUCCUUCUUGGUGGCAAACCCAGGACUUUUCUAAAUAAGCUCUUUUAAAAUAAUAAUAUGCAGCUGUUCUUGCAGUAAUGUAUUCCUCACUUUGUGCCCCACGCUUACAGGCAGGGUUAGUGAGGGACAAGAGAAGACUGUAUCAGAGGUUAGCUCACAGAAAUGAAAGCAAGCUAUUCAAAGUACUGCUUUUGUCUGAAAAGGGAAGGGAAAGGAUGCAGUUUUCCCCUAAGCCUCCAGUAUCUUAAUCACUAGCUGAAGCUCCCAUGAGCUGUGCCCUAGUUGUCUCCGAAGCUGCUCUCUGCCCCCUCCUUUCCCUGGCGUCACCCCAUCUUUCCUGUACAACACUGUGAAUAUGACACCAGUAGCUCUUUUUAACAUUUCCAUUAAAACUGCUCAGAGCAUGAAAUGCUGUCCUACGCCGUCACCUGGUGACGCUGUACAGGACGAGCUGUGCCCGAGAGCCCUGCUCGGCUAACGAUAACCCCCCAACAGGGACACUGACGAUUGAGCGCUUCCUUGCUGAGCACUGGAAGAGUAUUGUAACAAGAGUUAACAACGUAAGUGGCUUUGUAUAGCAAUUUGCUAAUCAAAUUUGAUUUUGUAAUGAACUAAACUGACAAUCAAUUUCUAAAAUAUAAAAGCCUCUUAGAGGGAAUAGUCAAGUAUGUCUUCAACAGAAAGAUUAACUGGGAUAACUCUUAAUAAAGAGCACAGGAUUUUUUUGGGUUUGGUUUUUUUUGAGCAAUCACUCCAGAAAUUUGUUUGCAUUAAGCAGCAGAAGAUUCACAGGACAGUAACUACCUCUCUCUCUUGGAGUGCUGAGGUUACCACACUACACACUCUAUCAGCAAAGCUUUCACUUAAACCAGAUUUGUUUUCCUUACCUCUGUGUUUCAGAAAUGCAGGUCUGCUCUGUAAAGUGACUCUAUGAAAAUGGCAUCUGCCAGGAGCAGGGGGAAACCUUUUAGGGUCCAUCAUCCCUCUUUGCCACCAGUCUCUUGCUGUGACCCUUGCAGGUUCGCGCUGGGGCUACGACAGUUCAGGGUGGAUUCGUUAUUUCACGUGUUCUGCAUAAUAGCGAACUGUUCCCCCGGCCAAAGGCUGCUGCCAGAGCUGUGAGACGGCCGGCUCAACUCCUGCACUGGGAACUUAGUUAACGGUAGUGGAAGGUAAGAGGAGAAUCCAUCUCCCUCCUGCCUCCAAGAGAGCAGGCAGCAGUAAAAAAAGCAAUAAAAUAAAAUAAAAUGAUAAAAAAAAACCUUUUAUAUGUUGGUCAUUAGUCAGCAGAUCUGACUCUGCAAAUUUCUAUAUAUACACACGGACAGAGAGCAGAUCUCUCAUGUGAAAAGGUGCCAUUUUUUUCUAAACGGAGUCCCUUUCCAAACUAGAACAGCACUUUAAAUAGGUUCCUCUUAAAAAAGAAAAAAAAAAAAAAAAAGAAAAAAAAAAAAAAGAAAAAAAUAAAAACCCUUUACGGAAGAAAUGCACUUUAAAUUGUAAGAUGAGUAUGGCUGUUGCUGGCUUUUGACCCAGCUGUACAGGUAGGUGGCUUCUUGUCAGCCAGGGCCCAGGAGGGAGCAAAGUCGCCAGACCCUCGGCUGCCACCAGCAGCCCGAAAACUACCACAGCUCUACCUCCCGCUCCCACAGCCCUCCCGGCCUGGCGCUGCCCCUGCCGGCACGACAGGUGUCCACCGCAGCCACCAAACCUGGUUGCAGCUCAGCCGUGCUGUAGCACUAACAGGACUGGCGUGCACCGGCCUGUUAGAAUACUUUUGUAAUCGGUCAAGAAAAACCCACCCUUGCCUGUAAAGAAUAUUUAAACCUGGUUUAUAAUAGGUCAGAAGUUACACCCAGUUACAACACAGCAGACAGCCCGUCCGCAUGCACAGGGCUGAGCUAAGUUGAACGAGCAAAGCCAUGACAAAGUUGUUGCUGGGGUUGUGGGUUUUUUUUCCCCCCAUAACGUGGCUAUGGAGCCUGAGUUAGUUCAGGUUUGGUUGUUGUUUUUUUUUUUUUUAAACCUAAGUUUAUGUGUCCCACGGCAAUUGUGCUCUGAGCUGGUUUGCAGAGUAACCAUUUGUAAGAAAAAUUGUGCUGUCACCUUCAACUCUUGACCUAUAAAUCAAACUUUUUAGGACAGUCCUAACACGCAAGACUUACUUUCACAGAAAGUUCCUGCUGUACUCAUUUUUUUGUCUUUAACUUUAUUUUUGGUUGCAAUCCUUACUUCAAGAAAAAAAAAAAAAGGUCAGCAUUCACUCUAGUCUGCAGUAGGUUGAAGUGUGAGCCUGCUGUGUGUAACUUGUGGAUAUGCGACUGUUCAAUGAUUUUACAAGCUGUUCCCAAGCUCUCGGUCCUCUACCGUCGCUUUCCUUUUCCUCUUCCAGUGGGAGCUGGCAGAGAGAAACUCUUUGGAGGAGCCGUUGGCCCCGUGGCCGAUGGCAUACUGGGAGGGCCAGUGCUGCUGGGGGGGGGGCUGGCAAGGGUGGUAGGAGAACCAGAGCUGGGGAAGGGGGAAAAAAAAACAAGGUAGAGGGGACUGUACAAUUGCAUUGAAAGCAGUUUAGCAAAAAGUGCUCUCGUUGGACAGCUUUAAGAACAAUGUGAAUGAAAACUUAGCAACUUGGAUAUCUUUGAAAAUUCUAUAAAUGUAUACUUGAAAUUCUGUUUGUAUUAAAAAAACAAAUCGCAUUUUCUUCUUUCUUUUAACACUGUAUAAGAGAACAUUAUGCAUGUGAGUGGUUUGAGAAUUAAAUGGUUUAAUACUCAGA